AUGCCGCUGCCAACACUCAACCGCCGGCAAACAAGUGUCAGACAGCAGAGGCGGCGGCAUCUACUGCUGCCGCUGUUGGCCACCGUCCUGGCACUGGCCGGCCUGGCGACGAGCUCACCCGCCAAGUACAACUUCAAUGUGACAAAGGCGCUAAGGAUCGAGAGCAGCACAUGGAUGGAGCCGUGCGGCUACAUUACGCAGGGCAGCAUCGAGCAUGUGCAGAAUAAAAGCUUCACCAAGAGCACCAAGCUGCUUAACAUGGAGCGGCAGAUCAAGUUGACGCUGCUCGAUCUGAAAAACUGGCGCAAUCUGACCGAUCGCACGAGAUGGAACGACCCGCUUCGCAUGCAGCAGUUUAAGUUCCUGAAACCCUUCGUGAAAAAUGAGUCCAGCUGGGAGCGACGACUUUCCGUGUACUGGGCACACCUGAAGCUGGUACUGCUGUUUCACAAAAACCAUUCCGAAACCAACAUUAACCCGGUGCAGGCGGAUGUGCUCGAAAGCGUCAACGAGUCGACGCGGCAGUUGCUCUGUAUGGUGCAGGAGUACCGCAGCGUGACCAAGCGGCGAAAUAAGCUCAUUGAUGCGGAGCACAUGCAGACAUUGAUCAACUUUAAUAUCACGGACGCUAUCGAGAUCAAGAUUCACAUCUGGUACAUCAUGUGUCGGUUAAACUGCUUCCUGCAAGAUAUGCGCAAACACGUGCGCCAGCUCCGUGGUAAGGUAAACCAAGCGCACAGACCGGACACCGGGAUGAACUGCAGGAACUGCGCUUACUUCAACAAGUACAAAUCGCACAAUACGAAGCACCAGAAGCAAAAGGUACAUCAGCAACCGCUAGCGCACAACCGUAACAGCCAGCAGAACCAAACGAAACAGCAGCAGCUCAACAGACGGCCGAAAGGACAAAAAGGUACCCGGGCACCGAACGGUCGCGUGCAAAACCAGCAGGGUUAG
Anopheles marshallii is the source of this 957-nucleotide messenger RNA. RefSeq lists its product as uncharacterized. Bases 1 to 957 code for a protein of 318 amino acids. NCBI's taxonomy places the organism in Eukaryota, Metazoa, Arthropoda, Insecta, Diptera, Culicidae. The transcript has 3 exons. The record is from RefSeq and is a predicted model, not a curated record.